Benincasa hispida (wax gourd) is the source of this 4180-nucleotide messenger RNA. Its product is annotated as glycine-rich RNA-binding protein RZ1C-like. Gene Ontology annotation, cellular component: nucleus. Gene Ontology annotation, molecular function: zinc ion binding; mRNA binding. NCBI's taxonomy places the organism in Eukaryota, Viridiplantae, Streptophyta, Magnoliopsida, Cucurbitales, Cucurbitaceae. The record is from RefSeq and is a predicted model, not a curated record.
UCUUCUGUCUGUAAUUAGGAGAUUGAUAUGGCUGGAAGAGAAGAGUACCGAAUAUUUGUGGGAGGGUUGUCGUGGGACAUCACGGAGCGUCAGCUUGAGAAUGCCUUCAAUCGAUUCGGCAAAAUUAUCGAUUCUCAGGUUACCCUUGUUUAUAUAUAUUCGUCGAUUUAUGGUUUGAUCUGUAUUGCUGAAAACCGAAGCAAUUGGACUUCGUGUAAGCUGAACACAUUGGAAUAAGUUAUUUCUUAUACGAGAAGGAAACAGAGGAAAUUGUAUAAUCGGUGUUAUUUCGUGUGAAUCUUCAUAUGAAGAAUACAAUUUCUAAAUUUACACCCCUUUUUCCUCUAAUUAGCUUUUCCCUCUGAUGAUAGCAUGUCAAAACACCACAGAUGAACUGCAAGAUUAACUUUUACCAUCCGAAGCCAUAAUUUUUUGUUUUCUCAACAUUGUUUUAUUACAACUUUAAUUUUUCUCCAAACUCUUCUCUUUCUGAUGAUGUUUCUUUUUCCCCUUGUGAAUGAGGAUGCUGUUAAUGAACUUUUUGGGAAGCGGUUUCAGUAUCCAUGUAAAGUUGAAUGUUCCAAGAUGCUGAAGGUCAUAGGCUUGUAUGUGCUUAAGUAUUAUUUGAUUUAGAUCUGCUGGUUAAGAAAAAGUGCUACGUUACCAUCUGGAUAUUGGGGAUAUGGUUGCCUGCAAACUCAAUCUUGUGCUCUAGCUGAUUGGGGUUUGGUAGGAUUUUAAUUUGCAAAUUCAGCGACUAAUUGUUUCUGUGGGAUAAAAGAACUUGACAUUCAUGGUUUUAAACCAGAGGAACUAUUAACAAGCAAUGUGUUGAUGCCUGCUCGAGCAAACCUUUCUUGUUUUAUUGUUCCUUGAUGUUUUGAUAAGGACACUGAAGUCACUAAAAUGUUUAAGGAUUUGAUUGAUAAACGUUCUAGUAUUUUCUUGGAGAAUUUUAUCUUGCUUUGGAUGAUUAUUAAACCCAACAUCUCAUCUUUGGCUUACCCUACUUACCAAUGGUAUGACAAAAAGUCUAAAAGUUAAUGAUGAAGUUUAUGUGGUUAUUCGAGAUGACGUAUGGGGCAAAAAGUUUGGCUAGAUUGCUAUAUUGACUCAACUAAUGAGUUUGCUAAGUCAUCUAAUCCCAAAAAGUUCUCAGAAGACAUAUGUCAUGAAUGGAACAUUUUGUUGUAUGAACUACUGGCUGCUUCUUUGUAAUGCUUUCUCCGUGUUCCUGUCCACGACUAAUUAUUAUCGAAGUGAGAGAUUGCUGGUUUCUCAUUUGCUAGUUUGACUGGUGUUGAGAGUUGUCAGUUUUAUUUAAGAUGAAGAAUACGUAAAAUGGUGCAUCUUUUUUGGCUAAGAUUUAUGAUGGCAUGCAAAGGUACAGUUUUGGGAGAUCAAUAACCAUUUCAUUCUUUUCAGUGGACACUACAUCUUUGAAUUUCAUUUUUCUGGGAUGAAGUUGCCGGAGUCCCCUACUCUUCCAGGCAUGCUCAGAAAGUUAUUUGCACCGGUUUUUGUUUAGCAGCUUAUGUGGCUAGAAAUUGGACUAGUGAUGCCAGGCUUAGCAGCUCAGACAUUUUUUGAAGAAUUGGCCAAACUGCAUUUGUAGUCUUUAGUUUGACAUGUUUUCCUCAUCGUAUGAUGUCAGCUGGAUCGUAGAUGUCAGUUUGAGGAUCUUUUCUGAUCAGUUGUUGUCUUCUCUGGUGAGCUUGUUAAGUACUAUGCCGUGGACAGGACUGUGGACAUUGAUGUGGAUAUUGUUGUUAUCCAAAGCUUCCAGAGCUCUUAAGGCCUCUGAUGUUACUAUGUUAGACUCUGUUUUCUGUUAUGACCGAGCAUUAUUAAUGUCUAUUUGUUGGGUAUAGUACUGCAGUCUGCAGGGGAGUGAUUGGAUCUGAAGCUAAAUUUGAGUUCCUAUAGGUGCAGUGUUGCAGUUCCUAUAUAGAGGAAUGGAUUUAGGUUGUGGCAACAUGAGAAAUUUUGGAGCUGUAGUUUUUCAUUCGUUUGUUUUCAUCCUUUUCCUGUUGUUUGGAGUUGUUUCUCAAGAUUGAUCAAGAAUGCUGCUGUUUUGUUUUCCUUUUUUGUGGUGUCGAUGUGCUAGUUUUCUCAUUUUGUACUCAUUGACAGUCUUUGUCUUAACAGAGUUUGAAUUCGUCGAUUAUUGAUUCUAUUUAAACUUAAGAGGGGGUUGAAUAUGAAUAUGUACCUAGUUAAGAAUGGUUGCCAUGCCAGUUUUGUCCUCAUCAAGUUUUCUAGUACAGCCUCUUGUGUCCACAAACUGAUGGGAUCUCUAUUUCAGAAUAAGUUGGCAUCUCCAUUGCUUGAAAUUAUACUGUCUGGCGAAGCUUGCCUACGUCUCCUAGAGCAUUCAUCCUGGAAGAUAUGUUGUUUAAGGAUUCAUCUUUCUUUCUUGAGAUUUAUUCCACCAUCUACUUCACAUCACAUCCCAAUAUGAUUAUGUGACAGCUCUGUUGAGGCUAAUCCCUUAGUUGGAGUAAUACACAUAUCCAAUGAAGUGUUUGUACUGGGUUUUUUUUUUUGAGUUAAGAUUGACUUUGAGGGCCAUUUUUGGAUGUCUGACUGUACAGAAGAAGCCAUGUAGCCAUUUUUUAAUGGAAUUAUUUCUUUUGAAUAAAAGGGGACCAUAGUCUAAGAUACUCUCACUUCAGAAGAUAGACCUAAAGACGUGCAGGUUCUUUUGUUUUGUUAAGGAAUUGUGUAACAUGUUGCAAUGAGUUCUUCAUAAACGGACAAAAAAGGUUAGACUAUGCUGAUGGCUGGUAGUGGUAGGUUUCAAGUUUUCACUUGGUAUACAUUAUUAGCAUGAUAAUGUUGGAAAAGAAUACAGGCCGCCCACGUGGCUUUGGUUUUAUUACAUUUUCAGAUCGCCGGGGAAUGGAUGAUGCUAUCAGAGAGAUGCAUGGACAGGAAUUUGGAGAACGAAUCAUUUCAGUGAACAAGGCUGAACCUAAAAUGGGAGAAGAUAUGGACCAUGGUUACAGGGGGGGAGGAUACUCAACCGGUGGCAGGGGUAGUUAUGGGGGUGGGGGUGGGGGAGGAGAUAGAUCUGCGAGGCAAGAUGAAUGCUUCAAAUGUGGGCGUCUUGGACACUGGGCUAGAGAUUGUCCUUCAGUUGGUGGUGGCCGAGGAAGGGGAGGAGACUCAUUUCUUGCACGUGCUCGGCUUGGGGAUAGUGAUCGUGGGGAUCGCUUUGCUGGAGAUAAUAAUCGUUAUGUGGAUGAUCGCUAUGAAGGUGGUGGGCGCUUUGGAGAUAGAGAUCGUUUUGAUAGCAGCAGCAGGGACAACAAAUAUGGAAGUCGCGAUCGCUAUGUUAGUGAAAGGUACCCACCUGGUGGAGAUCGCUUUGGAAGCAGUAGGUAUAAUAAUGAUUCUGAUCGUUUUCCUGUAAAUGGCUAUGGCAAAGAUAGGGGGUACUAUAGAGAUGGUGGACCUCGUGGAGUUGAUAAGUAUGGAAGUGGCGGUCCAGCACGCAACGAGGGAAGAAGCUAUAGAAACAGACCAGCUCCUUACGAUCGCCCUAGCCGUGGUGGGCGGCCAUCAUCAUUUGAUCGUUAUUGAAUGUUUUUAUUGUGUAAGCACAUUAUCAGGUUUAUCUAAAGUACCACAUGCUCGGUGUUGUGCUGUUAGUUAUCUAGGAUGUAGUUGGAGUACCGUGGCCUGACUGACAGACAGAUUGUUGUGGUUUCGUGUAGCUUUAAUGUAUCUGAGUUUUUGUUCAGCGACAGAUAAAUGUUCUAAAGAACGAUGAAUGGAAAGAGAACAGAUUUAAGUUGACCAUUUUGUGGUUCCAAAAAUGUUGAGGUGAAUCUUGCAGGGAGUGACAUAAGAAGGUCGAGUGGAGGACUCUUAAGGCUCGUUUGAUUCAUAAGUUGGGUUCAUAAACAAAUUAGUAGAGAUACAAGUCUAGAGGGCAGUGGCACCGUAUUUGUGUAUUUAGUAGCACCUUUUACUGUGCAGAAAAGAGGUAUGAUAGAGGAAGUAAAAAUGAGAGAUGAAGCUUGGAAAUUGGCCUCCCAAUAAGCACCAACCAACAACAAACUCUGCUGUCAGUUAAGAGUGAAUGAAAGAGAGACUCAAAUUGAAGACAUAUGGUUUGGUUUGGCCCUCAAUUGGAAUCACUGACUUGCUUUUCUCAAUAUAUUACUGUUUUCUA